This is a messenger RNA of Salvia miltiorrhiza (redroot sage), 830 nucleotides long. RefSeq lists its product as uncharacterized. The record is from RefSeq and is a predicted model, not a curated record. The transcript has 6 exons. NCBI's taxonomy places the organism in Eukaryota, Viridiplantae, Streptophyta, Magnoliopsida, Lamiales, Lamiaceae. Bases 150 to 626 code for a protein of 158 amino acids.
AUAAAUAUGGGCGAUAGAGCCUUUCAUUUUCCACACACACAACUUCACGUGUCCUCUCCCUCUCUACCAUCUUCUCUUCUUGCAUCAAAUUCUAUAUUAUCUUAUCCAUAUAUACCUCCAUUAAUUUUACUACAAUUAUCACACUUGAAAUGGAUAGAGCAAAUAAGCAAGUGGGAUCUUCUUCGUCGUCGCCGCCGCCGUCGUUCGCCGUAGAUCUCUUCGGUCCUAAGGACUCAUCCUCGAACUCUCCGAACUCCACCGCAGGUUACUUUGGAUCAAUCUUUGGGCCACAAACAUCCAUGGUUCCUGGAAGAGAUCCCUCUCCCAAAGACUAUGCAUAUGCUUAUGGAAAUGCCAAACAAGAAACAGCUACAGAUUAUAAGAAUGUGAAAGGAAAUCCAGUUAAGAAAGGUGUGAAUUCGAGUUAUGAUGAGAAUGGAAGGUCAAUUGAACCCUGCUACUAUAAUUCUUCCAUAUAUUAUGGUGGCCAAGAAAUUUAUUCUCCCACAUCUCAGAAUAAUCCUCCACAAAAUUUCAAGAAAGAUGGAGGAAAUGCUGAGCAAAAUGAAAGCAAUUCUAGUUGUGCUCCAAGAGGAAAUUGGUGGCAAGGAUCUCUAUACUAUUGAGGAUCUAAAAUAGGAAUUACUAAAAAAGAGAAAGGAACCACAAGCAUUGUGCAGAGGGGGCAUAGAGAAUUAGAGCAGAUUAAAUAAUUAAUAUAUAUUAUAAUUAAUCAUUGUAACAUUCUAUUCCCUUUUUAGUUAAAUUGCACUGUAUAAGUAUAUAUGUACCUGGUUUAUAUACUAAUAUGAAAAUAUCCGCGGUUUUUU